Phalacrocorax carbo (great cormorant) is the source of this 2520-nucleotide messenger RNA. The record is from RefSeq and is a predicted model, not a curated record. NCBI's taxonomy places the organism in Eukaryota, Metazoa, Chordata, Aves, Suliformes, Phalacrocoracidae.
GGGGGUUAGAAGGAAGAGGAUGGAGGGGGGUGGGUGGAGGUGAAGGCAGCCUCCCCCCCCGAAUAUCCCCCACCUCAUUGGGCCAUCGCCAUGGCGACGAAUUUUAACGACAUUAUCAAGCAAGGCUAUGUGAGGAUGAAGAGCAAGAAGCUGGGGAUCUACCGGCGGUGCUGGCUGGUCUUCCGGAAAUCCUCCAGCAAAGGGCCCCAGCGCCUGGAGAAGUACCCGGAUGAGAAGUCAGCGUGCCUGCGUGGGUGCCCCAAGGUCACCGAGAUCAGCAAUGUCAAGUGCAUCACUCGGCUGCCCAAGGAGACCAAAAGACAGGCCGUGGCUAUUGUUCUCACUGAUGACUCCGCCCGGACCUUCACCUGCGAUUCAGAGCUGGAGGCGGAGGAGUGGUACAAGACGCUGACAGUGGAGUGCCUGGGUGCCCGCCUGAACGACAUCAGCCUGGGGGAGCCCGACCUGCUGGCGCCCGGCGUGCAGUGUGAGCAGACGGACCGGUUCAACGUGUUCCUCCUCCCCUGCCCCAACUUGGACGUUUACGGCGAAUGCAAACUGCAGAUCACCCAUGAAAACAUCUACCUCUGGGACACACACAACCCCCGGGUGAAGCUGGUCUCCUGGCCACUCUGCUCCCUGCGCCGCUAUGGGCGUGAUGCCACCCGCUUCACCUUUGAGGCCGGACGGAUGUGUGACCCGGGGGAAGGUCUCUACACCUUCCAGACACAGGAGGGUGAGCAGAUCUACCAGCGCGUCCACAGCGCCACAUUGGCCAUUGCCGAGCAGCACAAGAAGGUCCUGCUGGAGAUGGAGAAGAACGUCAGGCUGCUGAACAAGGGCACUGAGCACUUCUCCUACCCCUGCACCCCCACCACAAUGCUGCCCCGCAGUGCCUACUGGCACCACAUCACUGGCUCCCAGAACAUGGCCGAGUCCUCCAGCUAUGCCGGGGAGGCGUACGCAGGUGCCCAGGCCAGCUCAGACACCGACCUCCUCAACAGGUUCAUGUUGAUGAAGCCAAAGUCCUCCAAAAGCGACAAGCCUGAAAGCAGGGAGCCCACAUCGUCCCCAUGAGCUGGUGGGGGGGGAAACACCUCGAGGGGUGGCAAGGACACAGCAGCCACCCCUCCGAGUCCCCAGGGAGAUCAAGCUGGAGCUUCCUCUGCGCCAGGACCUUGGGGGAGCAGGCACUGGCUCACACCCUGGCCUGACGUUAGCAGAGGCAACAGCUGGCUCAGCCUUGACUGACUUGAAAUAUAUAUUGAAUAUCCGUAUCAUAAGAGAUUUUUUCCUUUUCACAUGAAUACAAACUUUGUAGCUGCCGAAGAGCUGCAUCUCAGGCAGAGAUGCUCAGAGGUUUUUGACUUUAGGGAUUCCAGCUGGGAAGUGGAGAAGGAAGGGGGAUCAAGAAAUUCGGUGUUUUCUGCAAGUGGGGAGGAAGUCUGGUGCAUCACCCUGCCACGGGGACAGAGCAGCGCUGGAGGAUGCAGCUGUGCCAGGCUGAAGGUGCAGGGCACCAGCAGCUCGUCCCCCCUGCCAAGUGAAGAGUGGGGUGCUCCAGGAGACUCCCUGCCACCCCUGAGCUGAUUUUUUGCACUUCUCUAAGCUAUUUUAACACUCGCUGUAGAACUCAGACUCUCAGGAGAAAUUGGUUUUCCUUCCAGGGGGGUCAGCUGGGAUGAGCAGCUGUGUAGAGCAGAGCCCCCCAGCUUUCCCAGGCUGCUCCCACCCCAGCACCCCUUGCUCCUCCACCUGCAGCUGCUCCACCCAGCCAUACCCGUUUUAUCCUCUCGUGGGCAACCCAGGGACUGGUUUUGGCCAGUAGCAUCUGUCCCUUGAGGGGCAGCUUUGCAGAUAUAAGAAGUCCCUGGGCAGAGAAGUCCAUGCCAAUGGGGGAAGAGCCACAUUUCUCCCUGCACCCCCACUCCCAUCAUCCUCAUUCCCUCCUUGCCCACUGGCAUGGCUGGGUGAAAGCCCUCGCCCAGGGAGGGGGGAAGCUGGCUUCAUGUGCUGAACCCAAAAGCAAUUGAUUUUUUUCUAGUUCUAUUUAUUGACCUCCUUUAGAAGGGCUAUCUUUUUAUUGCCGUGCAAACUUUGGUGUUUCUUUGGAGUCUUUGGGUUGGGUGGUCAAUGGUUUUAUUUCCACCCUUAAAGCUCCAGGUCUGUGAUUUGGGGAUGGGGAGUGUCGUGAUGUAGGAACCUGUCGUCUGUAAAUACUAUGUCUUGGGUUUGUGUAGCUUGUGGCUGAGGCUGGGGAGCUGCUCGGGGGAGGGAAGAGCAGGUUGGAGAAGGGCUGCUCCCCACAGCAUGGCCAGGUGCAGAGGGGCUCAUCGACACCCCAGCACCACCUGGUAGCAUGUCCCUCCCUGGGUGAGAGAUGCAAUCUGCUCUCUUUUUCCUAGCUACACACCUCAGCUGGAAAAGGUUUAACAUUUAUUACCAAAAAUGUUUGGGUUUUCUUUUCUUUUUUUUUUUUUUUUUUUAAGGAGUUGCUCAAUGAAUAAACAACCCUUAUCC